Messenger RNA from Alternaria alternata, 1163 nucleotides. RefSeq lists its product as hypothetical. The transcript has a single exon. Bases 386 to 793 code for a protein of 135 amino acids. Lineage: Eukaryota; Fungi; Ascomycota; Dothideomycetes; Pleosporales; Pleosporaceae. The record is from RefSeq and is a predicted model, not a curated record.
GACCCAGCUCUUUCAUGCUAAGCGGAGCUAUCCACGCUCAAAUUACGCACUAAGCAGAUUGACCGGAGACUCAAGCGCGUCGGACCUUACUUUUGGUAGAUCAUCAAAACGCUCCAGCCAGUUACAGAGGUCACUUGACACACGCGAGCCCCAGCGGAACUUGCUUGGCAGCGCUAUCCGUGGUACCCACGCACAACACCGAACUUGAAUACUUUCACAAUUACAGCCAAUCUUGUGGACAUAUAUAAGAAGUGCCGAUUACCUCUUCUCGUCCUCCAGCAAACCAACAUUACCUUUACCAAAACAACUUCUUCUAACCAUAUUCCUCACCUCCAACCAAAACUCCACCACCCACAUACCAAUACCCGACAUCCAACCUGGCGCAAUGUCUUCCACUAGCUCAACCUACCACAUUCCGUUCCCAAAGAACUUUCUCACUGUCAACACUCCCGUCAAGAAGCAGUCCGGUUCCGGUGUUCAAUCUCCCACCGAGCCCGUCAUGCCUGCUCACGGGUUUCUAUCCAACCGACCAGCGCGCCACCAGUCUAUUUCCUCAGUCUCAAGCAUCACAAGUGUCGCAGCCCCACCCUCAGAGGCUAGCACUAUCAGCGCGCCAUCUUCUCCCACCACCAAGGCUGCCGAUUCACCUAUCCUUGGUCCGAAGAUUUUCGCUCCUCUGGCGGUUAAUGCAAAGCACGCGCUUCCACCGAGCACUUCUUCGGAGAUGAGCAACGCAGAGAGACAGAGGCGCAUGAGCUUCGAGAAGCACACUUUCUUGUCCAACAAGUUCUAAGUUGCGAGCGACGCAAUAGCUGCUAGUUGUGUAGCAAACGAAGAAGUCGCGGGGAACAAAACACAGUACGCCUUUGAGAGCGAGCGGCAUCAUGCGAUAGCGGGCGGAAUCAGGCGUUAACGAUGUCACGAUACCUUUUCCUUUUUCUUAUACAAAAUUCGAUAUACCACAAAAGAACCCUCACGGCCAUUGGGUAUUGGCGAACUGGGCUGGCAUGGGCAGGCGUUUACUUGAGGGGUCAGCUAGCUGGAAACAGGCAGCAGAAACACGGACUCACAUACUACGAAUUCAAAUUUGAUCCAAAAUCACACUUGCCCUGGCCUUAUCUCUAUGUAGUGAUUGAAUCCGCAAUCUCAGUUGCAUACCUUAA